GGGCCUCAGGGAGGGCGGAGAAGGCCGCGGCCCGCGCGCGCCGUAAACAAGCUUCCCUGCGGCUGAGGAAAACGUGGGCCGGCGCGGCCUGGAAACCGGCCCAAUUAACACACGCGUGAACUUCCUCCUAGUCUGCUUCUCCCUUCCUCCUUAUAGCCUGGAAAAAAUGACAGAUUUUGUAGCUGUAUGGGAUGUUGCUUUGAGUGAUGGAGUCCAUAAGAUUGAAUUUGAACAUGGCACCACAUCAGGCAAACGAGUAGUAUAUAUAGAUGGAAAGGAAGAGAUAAGAAAAGAAUGGAUGUUCAAAUUAGUGGGCAAAGAAACCUUCUGUGUUGGAGCAGCAAAGACAAAAGCAACUAUAAAUAUAGAUGCUGUUAGUGGUUUUGCUUAUGAAUAUACUCUGGAAAUUAAUGGGAAAAGCCUCAAGAAGUACAUGGAGAAUAGAUCAAAAACUACCAAUACCUGGGUAAUGAACUUGGAUGGUGAGGACUUUAGAGUUGUUUUGGAAAAAGACACUAUGGAUGUAUGGUGCAAUGGUAAAAAGAUGGAGACAGCGGGUGAGUUUGUAGAUGAUGGGACUGAAACACACUUCAGUGUUGGGAACCAUGACUGUUAUAUAAAGGCUGUCAGUAGCGGAAAGCGGAAAGAAGGGAUUAUUCAUACUCUCAUUGUGGAUAACAGAGAAAUCCCAGAGAUUCUUAAAUGACUUCUUGUUAAUGAAUUUUCAUCUUAAGAAAUAAAGACCAGAACUUUUUAAUUACUGUGGUAAUUAAAUGUUUCAGCAUGUACUUAUCAGUACACUUAGUCUUCAAUGUUUUAUUUUUUAGCUACUUGAAACUAUAAUAUUCCAAGGGUUAGGAAAA
Messenger RNA from Fukomys damarensis (Damara mole-rat), 863 nucleotides. RefSeq names its product Fas apoptotic inhibitory molecule (gene Faim). The record is from RefSeq and is a predicted model, not a curated record. Gene Ontology annotation, biological process: positive regulation of neurogenesis; negative regulation of extrinsic apoptotic signaling pathway via death domain receptors; canonical NF-kappaB signal transduction. The coding region runs from base 167 to 706 and encodes 179 amino acids. The transcript has 5 exons. Lineage: Eukaryota; Metazoa; Chordata; Mammalia; Rodentia; Bathyergidae.